GAAAUUGAGGAGUUUCCACCCCUUACGGAGGCAAAUAACUUUGGAUGGCAAAUCAUUUGUAUUCCAAUUGAUUAAAUAACUUAUUCAAAUCUACUAAUUUGAAGUUGAAUCAAUCAUGAGUUCAUCACAGGAGGAGGCUGUGACUUUGCAGGUCACACUUAACAAGAUCUCUCAUCCGUCAAAGCCAGCAAGCAACAAGUCUUUCAAAAUCAAAAGGACCCAGUUCAAUCAAAUUGACUCCAAGGAGGCUCUCAUUACGUUUUUGUCAGGUACAGAGCUCGCCUUGUCUUCCAGCAAUGCACCUUUCCUCGAAUUUUUGAGGAAGUCCAAGAGACAUAAAGAGUAUGUUCCACUUGAAACACCAAGCGACUUCAGAACUUUGGCCAGAAGCCUAAUGGUGAAGAGUAGAGUAAAAUUGAUUAUAAAUGAUCGAAGUCCCGUAAUUGUUAAUGAUUACAAUGAUUACAAACUGAUCAAGGAGUCGACAAUUGAUUUUAAUGCUUUAGGUGAUCGCUUAAUUGAGGUUGCCAUGGAGCACUUUAAGGACCUCUUUUCCCAACCCCCAAGCUCAGUUGGCCCAGAACCAAGUACUCCCAACCCAAGUGUUAAUGAAAAGAAGCAUGGCGUAGGUGCUGCUGCUGCUGACGAGUUGGUGGUUCAUGAAGGCAUCUUGUGUGACGGUUGUAAUCCAAUUGGUAUUGCGAAUGUGAUUCCAAUGAAAGGAGUCCGCUACAGCUGUUUGGUAUGCCCGGAUUUUGAUUUAUGCCAAGCCUGUGAGAAUCGACUGCAAUCUGGUGAAGUCUUUUUGGAGACACAUUCCAAGUCGCACGCAAUGGCAAAGAUAACUACUCCAGGCCAGAAUGUUGCAAGAGGGGACACAGAGAAUAGAUCUGAUACCCAAUGUAAGAAUUCAAGUGAUUUCGAAGUUGUUUGUGAUUUGCCUCUUGAAAAUUGCUCCGGAAAGAUGAAAGAAAUGCUCCAGGAUGUUAUUAUCAAGGGUGAUACUACAACUUUAUUUCAAAAUUUUGAGAAGUAUCUUAAGAAUUCGGAAAGAUACGAGGAGUUAGUGUCGUAUGCUAGUUCAGUAACAGGAGAAGAGAUACUGGGGGAAGAUGAGGAAAUCAAAUUUGCAGUUUUGAAAAGCCUUAUUGAAUCAAAGAAAAGCUUUGACGAAAAGCCAGAACUUGAUGAUAAGUCUAGUCAACUGAAAUCUUCAAAGCAUUUAGGUACUGUUCACAUUAAACCUAAAAAAUUAUCAGGAGCCAAUUCAAGAAUGAUCUCCUUGAUGUUAGUAAACAAUUCCAAUGAAGUUAUUCAGGGUGGAAACUUCAAAUUCGAGUUUUCUAAUGGAGAUUUCUCGAAAAUUGUUGUGAUCAAAAAUGCAAGUGAUAUCAAACCCGGGCAGCAAAGAUUCUAUAAUCUUGGAGCAUUAAACGAUAAUUCCAAUGAGAUUUCAGGAACGAAUUUGAAAAUCUUUAAUUCUAAUUUAACUUUGGAGGGGAAAUUUUACAGUGACCGCAGCUCAGAGUUACUGAUUUACGAAUCCGAUGGGUCUGUAACGAAUGAAGUAAAUGAUCAGGAUAGCUCAGUAAAGUCUCCAGGUGAUUCUGGUUUGGUGACUGUCACACUAGUUCCUAAGUCCAGCUCCAUGUCCCAAAUUAUCGUGCAUAACAAAUCUGACAAGGAAAUCGAUUGUUCUGAGUUGAAGCUAGAAGUUGUCAACUACUUGGACUCCGUGGUAUCUUCUGUGACCAUUCGCAAGAGUCAUGGUAUAAUGCCCGGUAAAGUGGGCAAGUUCAAUGUGAGUUUGAUUAAUACCCAUAUGAAGUAUCCUUUCAAGCUAAUUUUGAGGAACGGGUUCAUUUAUGGAUCAUGUCUCCUCAGCUUGAAAAAGUUGACAGGAGAAUUCGACUUUUCAGUCACCGGUUUGCCCAACUUCGAUGCUGGUUCGGAAACUGAGUCAUGCGCCGAGGACUUCAGAGAAACCAAUGAUUCGGAGAAUACUUCAUUAUCUGAAUAUGUAAACGAGUCACCCUCAAUUUCUUCAUUCCACUCCAUGGUUUUACCUGCUUUACCAAAAGAAUUAAUGGUCGAUUCAACAAGUUCUGUCUCUGAAUUUGUUGAUGCAAAAUCAACUGAGUCUAUUGAGACACUCCAGAAAGACAAGGAAGAAGAAUUUGAUAUGAUCAGCGUGGAAGGUGAUGAAGAAAGUUACUCCGAUUACGAGAUUUUGUCGCCAGCAUCAACCAAUAAUGCUUAGUCUUAGUUAGUCUUUUCUCCGUGUUUUUUUAUAUACCUGAAAUUGAUGUGCCUAAAAGGAAUCCAUACUGUCUUAGGGAGUAGUGCGGCUCAAAGAGCUUGGUCGAGGGUGGUCGUGUCAAACUCAAGUGCGAUUAUCAAAUGGAGUGAAAUGAUUAAUGAACUUGACAUCAAGGUGUCCUAACCAAACAUGUCACCAAUAAUCAAAGAAGCAGCAGAGGGUAAUGAAACUGAAGGUAUGUACAACUAUGAAUCUCUGUCAUAUAUGCGUCAUGCUAACCAUAGAACAAAUAUAUAGGAGAAAAUGUGAAGAACUAAGG
Messenger RNA from Suhomyces tanzawaensis NRRL Y-17324, 2579 nucleotides. RefSeq lists its product as uncharacterized. The record is from RefSeq and is a predicted model, not a curated record. The coding region runs from base 116 to 2260 and encodes 714 amino acids. The transcript has a single exon. Gene Ontology annotation, biological process: endosome organization; aggrephagy; mitophagy. NCBI's taxonomy places the organism in Eukaryota, Fungi, Ascomycota, Pichiomycetes, Serinales, Debaryomycetaceae. Gene Ontology annotation, cellular component: aggresome; amphisome. Gene Ontology annotation, molecular function: protein kinase C binding; K63-linked polyubiquitin modification-dependent protein binding; zinc ion binding.